Mustela lutreola (European mink) is the source of this 2399-nucleotide messenger RNA. RefSeq names its product cytidine deaminase (gene CDA). Gene Ontology annotation, molecular function: cytidine deaminase activity; zinc ion binding. The record is from RefSeq and is a predicted model, not a curated record. Gene Ontology annotation, cellular component: cytosol. The transcript has 4 exons. Bases 104 to 544 code for a protein of 146 amino acids. Lineage: Eukaryota; Metazoa; Chordata; Mammalia; Carnivora; Mustelidae.
CCAGCGCCCCACAGGGACACGCCCCGGGGGAGGAGCUAACGUUUCGCCGGCCGGGUGAGGCUGAGAGCGGACUUCUGCGCCUCCGCCGCCCUGGGGGAGAGACAUGGCCCACGAGCGUCCCGCCGCCGCCCUGGAGCCCGAGCUCGUCCAGCGGCUGCUGCUCUCCUGCCGGGAAGCCAAGAAGUCUGCCUACUGCCCCUACAGUCACUUCCCCGUGGGAGCCGCGAUCCUCACUCGGGACGGAAGGAUCUUCUCCGGGUGCAACAUAGAGAAUGUCUGCUACCCAUUGGGUGUCUGUGCGGAGCGGACGGCAAUCCAGAAGGCGAUCUCAGAAGGACACAGAGAGUUCAGGGCCAUCGCUAUCUCCAGUGACCUGCAAGAUGACUUUAUCUCACCCUGCGGAGCCUGCAGGCAAGUCAUGAGAGAGUUUGGCACCAACUGGGCUGUCUACAUGACCAAGCCAGAUGGCACCUAUGUUGUCAGGACAGUCCAGGAGCUGCUGCCUGCUCCCUUCGGGUCCAUAGGCUGGCAAAAGGUCCAGUGAGUUCGGGAAAAUGCCCACUGCCUGGAAGAACCUGGGUUUCCACAUGUAUUUAAGGGGACAGCUGCCCAGAGAACUUCACGAAGAUGUUCUUAUAGACCUGGAGACAUCUGCCAAGUGAACAGGGCUGGGCAGAGAUGGCUUUUCCAAAUGCACUCGAGCGCAGAGAUCUUCACUGAAGCAAUAAAGGGUUUCGUUCCGUCCUGGGCCAACAUCCCUCCUGGCAACCCACCUUGUCCUUCCUGGGACAGGAACACCCAUCCCUUCCUUUCCUUCCCAAGGGCCAUCUUUAAAAUUCCAGCCAAGUCUGGACUGCUUCCCCAUCAGCCUUCCCAAGGUUCUAUACUGUUCUGAGCGACUUUUCUAAUCAUAGACCUCACAGAGUGCACGUUUUGCUCCAUCUCUAUCAUUGUUCACAACUCUAAGGGUGACAGAGUGAUUUGUCUUUCUAGAAAGACCUGGACAUCUUCUGCUAGGGGAAAGUGGGACUGUGUACCCUUCGGUGUGGAGAGCUGGCUUUUUAGGCAACUUGCUCCUCCAGAUGGGACGCCCCGCUGAGCUGAGCCAAACUGCCAAUGGCCAUUUCUAGAGUCUAUUUUGGACUCAGGGUAGACCUGAGCACCUCUGGAUGCUGUCCCCCUCUCCACGGCUGUAUCUGAGUGAUUCCAAAGUAUAAGGGGAAAGGCAGGAGUUCGUCUAGACCGGGUAAAAUUGUUUCUCUGGGGGCACCUGGGUGCCUCAGUGGGUUAAACCUCUGCCUGGGGAUCAGGUCAUGAUCCCAGGGUCCUGGGAUCGAGCCCCACAUCGGACUCUCUGCUCAGCAGGGAGCCUGCUUCCCCCUCUCUCUCUGCCUGCCUCUUUGCCUACUUGUGAUCUAUCAAAUAAAUAAUAAAAAUAAAAUCUUUAAAAAAAAAUGUAUCUCUGAAGACCGACUGUGUGCCGAGUACUUCCCCAUGGAUUCUUUUUUCUUUUCUUUCCUUUUUUUUUUUUAAAGACUUUAUUUAUCCAUUUGACAGUGACACAGCAAGAAAGGGAACAUAAGCGGGGGGCAAGGGGGUUGCCAGGAGUGGGAGAGGGAGAAGCAGGCCUCCCGCUGAGCAGGGAGCCCGACAUGGGGCUCAGUCCUGACUCUGGGAUCAUGACCUGAGCCAAAGGCAAACACUUAACAUCUAAGCCACCCAAGGUACCCGCAUGGAUUAUUUUUAUUUAAAGUGCCCAGCAGCUCACUAAAGUGGUUAUCUACCCCUUCUUAGAGAUGAGGGCACUGGGCUUCAGAGAGGUUGAAUGACUCACUCUAGGACUGUGGGAAAGCUCAGACCCGAACCCAGGUCUCAGAACUCUGAGUAUGGUCUCAAAAUAGUGCGUGAUCUUUGCCAGGAGCUGUGCUAAGGCGUGUAACACAUAUGAAGGCUUAUGUGAACUCUCAUUCAUCAAGCUCAAAGUGCAUUGUCCUCAUUUUACCAAGGAACAAAUAGAAGCUCAGAGAGGUAACGUCACUUGCCGAAAGUCACACAGCUAAGAGGCAGCAGAGCUGGAACUGGAGUCAGGUCUGUCUGAUUCCAAGUGUUUUGUUGUUUCUGGCUUUUUUUCCAUUCUCCUGCAGCUGAAGUUUGGCUGCCUUUGUAUCUUUUACAUGGCAAAAACUGCAAAGUUAAAGAUGUGUAAGAUUGGGCGCCUGGGUGGCUCAGUGGGUUAAGCCGCUGCCUUCGGCUCAGGUCAUGAUCUCAGGGUCCUGAGAUCCCUGCAUCAGGCUCUCUGCUCAGCAGGGAGCCUGCUUCCCUCUCUGUCUCUGCCUGCCUCUCCAUCUACUUGUGAUUUCUCUCUGUCAAAUAAAUAAAUAAAAUCUUAAAAAAAAAAA